This is a messenger RNA of Serendipita indica DSM 11827, 1167 nucleotides long. NCBI's taxonomy places the organism in Eukaryota, Fungi, Basidiomycota, Agaricomycetes, Sebacinales, Serendipitaceae. The record is from the annotation of a GenBank genome assembly.
AUGCUCGCGUCCCCUCCUCCCCGCCAGUCAUUUACAGGCGACUAUAAUAAGCGAACUUGGACCGUCCCAUCAUCACCAGUUCUCCCACUUUCGUGCUCUCCAGCCUCGUCGUCUUCAGUCACUCUUCUCGACGCUCCCACUGCCACUCCCAGCGAACACAAGACACCCAUGGAGCUCCUCGCAGAGUCUAUGAAGGGCCGCAUGCUCUUUGCAAUCCCUAAGAAGGGCAGACUUUACACAAAAAGCCUGGAGAUGCUCGAAGGCGCGGAUGUCAAAUUUACGCGUUCCCACCGCCUCGACGUCUGUCUCGUCCAGAAUCAUCCCAUCGCCCUCGUCUUUCUCCCUGCUUCAGACAUUCCUCGCUUCGUCGCCCACGGAAAUGUAGACAUGGGAAUCACUGGCCAGGACACAAUUCUCGAAUCCAAUACACAGGACGGCGUGACCGAGCUCCUCAAACUCGGGUUUGGGGGCUGCAAACUUCAGGUCCAGGUUCCCGAAAAGGGCCCCAUCCAAUCCGUUGAGCAACUCGCCGGUAAACGCGUCGUCAGCAGCUAUACGACUCUCGCCAGAGAUUAUUUCAGAGAAUUAGACCUACGAUUGGGUCUCAUCAAGAAGGACGAAAAGACGGGCGAAGAUGUUGGGCAGGGUACACGGGUCGAAUACGUCGGAGGCAGCGUCGAGGCAGCCUGUGCACUUGGACUGGCAGAUGGAAUCGUCGAUCUUGUCGAGUCGGGCGAGACUAUGAGAGCCGCUGGUUUGCACGCCAUCUCUACCGUCAUGACCACCGAAGCCGUUCUUAUCAAAUCCACAAACGUCAAGCAUCCAGACCUGGUGCCGCUCAUCAAACGGAUCGCCUCUCGCAUCGCUGGCUUUGUCGCCUCGAACAAGUAUGUCAUCUGUCAGUAUAACGUCCCUCGAGAACUCCUCCCUGUGGUCACAAAAAUUACUCCUGGUCGACGCGCGCCUACCAUCAGCAGCAUUGAAGAUGAUGGGUGGGUGGCCGUCAGUGCAAUGGUUGAAAAGAAGAUUGUUGCAAACGUGAUGGAUCAGCUCGUUGAGGCUGGUGCCGAAGACACUUUUAUCAUCGCUCUCCAAAACUGCAGAGUCGAAACUCGAUUUGGACUCCCAGACUCCCCCUCAGUCGACGAACCAGGGCCGGGAAUAUAG